Messenger RNA from Labrus mixtus (cuckoo wrasse), 8282 nucleotides. RefSeq names its product par-3 family cell polarity regulator alpha, b (gene pard3ab). Gene Ontology annotation, biological process: cell adhesion; establishment of cell polarity; intracellular protein localization. NCBI's taxonomy places the organism in Eukaryota, Metazoa, Chordata, Actinopteri, Labriformes, Labridae. The transcript is spliced from 27 exons. Gene Ontology annotation, cellular component: apical junction complex; adherens junction; apical plasma membrane. Gene Ontology annotation, molecular function: phosphatidylinositol binding; protein binding. The record is from RefSeq and is a predicted model, not a curated record. The coding region runs from base 253 to 4503 and encodes 1416 amino acids.
GCGAAGGAAGGAGAGAGGGGAGAGAGAAGCUAAACAGGUGGUCUGAAAAACACACAGAAAACAAUGUCGCCCGGCGGGGAGAAGCGGAAACACUUCUAGUCCUCGUUUCAAGUGAAGGAAUACCGGGACAAGACAACCAGCGGAGCCGAAACAACAAACAAAAAAAACCCCAUGGUCCUUCUUUAUUUCCACACGGAUUUCUCUUCCUCCUCUUCUCGGCUUUACACUCCGAAGAUCCCCGGAUACUAAACCAUGAAAGUCACGGUGUGUUUCGGGAGGACUCGAGUGGUGGUGCCGUGCGGGGAUGGGAAUAUUAAAGUCCACACACUCAUCCAGCAGGCUGUCAUGAGAUACAAGAAAGCCAUCGCGAAGGAUGCUAGUUACUGGCUGCAGGUCCACCGGUUGGAGCACGGUGACGGCGGCAUCCUCGACCUGGACGACGUUCUCUGUGACGUUGCUGACGACAAAGACAGGUUGAUAGCUGUGUAUGAAGAGCAGGAGCCCCACCAUGGAGGCGAUGGUACCAGCGCCAGCUCCACUGGGACCCAGAGCCCGGACCUGUUUGCUGCAGACCUCAGUGCGGGCAGCGGAGCCUCGGCUUUCCAACCCUACCAGACAGCCAGCGAGAUCGAGGUCACUCCCUCCGCCCUGCGCACCAAUAUGCCCCUCCACGUCCGACGCAGCAGCGACCCCGCCUUGAUGACCAUCAAUGGGCCUUUUGGCGGCGGCAGCGAAUCACGAGUCCAAGCAGAAGAGGCGCCCUCAAGGAAGAACCCGACGCGCUGGUCCACCACGGCCGGCUUCCUGAAAGCUCGGCACUCCUCCGGCACCAACAGCCUCGAGAGAAAGGGUAAAGGAAUGGACACGUAUCGCAGCCUGCCGCGAGAUGCAGGGACAUGGGCCAAUCAGAGGGAGUUUCAGAGAGAGACGGCCCGCUCGUCGCUCAGCGCCAAUCACCCCAUGGUGGACCGCUGGCUGGAGAGACAGGAACAGGAGGACGAAGCCAGAGAAGAGGAAAACGGCAGGAUCGAGCCGGUUGGUCGAGCGGACUCCUGCAUGGACCACACCCCUGUGAGGUCACUCGAAGACAUAGUCAAACUGGUGGAGGUGUCAAACGACGGUGGGCCUCUGGGGAUCCACGUGGUGCCUUUCAGUGGCAAGGACCGCAGGACUCUUGGCUUGUUGGUCAAGCGUCUGGAGAGAGGAGGCAAGGCCGAGCAGCAGAGCCUCUUCCAGGAGAACGACUGUAUCGUCCGAAUCAAUAACGGAGACCUGAGAAACAUCCGCUUUGAACAAGCCCAGAACAUGUUCCGCCAGGCCAUGCGCUCUCCCGUCAUCAUGUUUCAUGUGGUACCGACGUCGAUGAAAACCCACUACGAGCAGCUGUCCCACGCCGAGAGGAACCCCGCGUACUCCUCGGGCCGUUUCAGCCCGGACUCCCUGACGGGCAGCAUCGUCUCCGGCAUGGACCACACCCCGCAGAGGAUGUCCCGGCACGGUUCCCAAAAUCACCCGCACUCCCACCCUCAUCCUCAUCCUCACCCUGAACAGACUGACGGAUACCCACCCCUGACUCACCCGGCCGUCUCUGCGGCCAAGCCCCCCACGGGACACACCCACUCGCCUCAGAGGGCGGCAAACGCAACGCCGACGGCUGGAUAUACCAAAAAAGUCGGGAGGAGGCUCAAUAUACAGCUAAAGAAAGGCCCCGAGGGACUCGGCUUCAGUAUAACCUCUCGGGACGUUCCCAUCGGCGGCUCGGCACCCAUCUACGUGAAGAACAUUCUGCCUCGGGGGGCUGCCAUCCAAGAUGGCCGUCUUAAGGCAGGAGACAGGCUGCUUGAGGUGAAUGGAGUCGACCUGAAUGGGCGAACCCAAGAGGAGGUGGUGUCCCUGCUCAGGGCCACACCCAUGGGCGGAGCUGUGGUGCUGCUGGUUCUACGGCAGGAGGAGGCUUUCCUCCCCCGAGAAUCGAAUGCUGAGCCCCAGAUGCAAUGCCCCCGAGAUUUGCAUCCGAGGCAGCCCGUGACAGCAGGGAAAACCCAUUGGCUGAUAGAGAAGUCGGAGGAGGACGACUUGGUCCUGACUCCAGACGGGACCAGAGAGUUCCUGACCUUCGAGAUCCCCCUCAGUGACUCGGGGUCGGCCGGGUUGGGCGUCAGCGUCAAGGGCAACCGCUCCAAGGAGAACCACGCCGACCUGGGCAUCUUUGUCAAAUCCAUCAUUAACGGAGGAGCCGCCUGCAAAGACGGUCGACUUCGAGUGAACGACCAGUUGAUUGCUGUUAACGGAGAGUCGUUGUUGGGAAAGACCAACCAGGACGCCAUGGAGACGCUGCGCAAGUCCAUGUCGACGGAAGGCAACAAGCGGGGGAUGAUCCAGCUCAUCGUGGCCCGGAGAGUGGCCAAGAGAAACGAGGACGCACCGGGGAGCCCGCUGGGACCUCAGCAGAUGAUGAACACCACCCUGGACGACCACGAGCGCAGAAUCUCCCACUCCCUGUACGGUGGCCUGGAGGGACUCGAUGACAACUUGAUGCCACGGCCAGGCAUGAUUCCACGCACAAUAGGAAACUAUCAGCUGUCACCGACCGUCAACAUGCCGCAGGAUGACACGGUGAUCAUAGAAGAUGACGGGCCACCCCUACUCCCACCCAACCUCUCUGACCAAUCAUCGUCCAGCUCCCACGACGACGUGGGCUUCGCCGCUGAUGUGACGCCGACGUGGGCCAAAGAGCCGCCCAGUCAGAAUGAAAGCUCCCAGAGUCCAGAUGAAAACAAUCCUGACGCUGCUUUCCAAAGGGAGGGCUUCGGACGCCAGAGUAUGUCGGAAAAACGCACCAAGCAGUUCGGAGAUGCCGCCCAUCUGGAGAUCAUCAAGACACGCAAGUCCAAAAGCAUGGAUCUAGUAGCCGACGAGAUUAACCUCACUCCUCGUCCUGAGACCAACACAGGUUCUUCCACAAGAGACGUGGGGCCAUCGCUAGGCUUGAAGAAGUCCAGCUCCCUCGAGAGCCUCCAGACCGCCGUCGCCGAGGUCACCCUCAAUGGGGACCUCCCCUUCCACAGGCCGCGCCCCCGUAUCAUCAGGGGGCGGGGCUGCAACGAGAGCUUCAGAGCAGCCAUCGACAAGUCCUACGACCGACCGGCUGCGACGGAGGAGGAGGAUGAGGGCAUGGAGACAUUGGAGGAGGACACAGAGGAGAGCUCUCGAUCGGGCAGAGACUCGGUGUCCACGGUGGCCGACCAGACGCCGCUGUCCGGCUCCGAGAAGCCCCUGGUCAACGGCACCAAUCGAACCAAAGAGGAGAAGAAGAAGGACAAAGACAAGGGAGGGAAGGAGAAGAAGAAGCAGCAGCAGCAGGAAGGAGGGAAGGAGAAGGACAAGGACAAGGGAAAGGCCAAGAAAGGCAUGCUGAAAGGACUCGGGGACAUGUUCAGGUUUGGAAAGCACCGGAAAGACGAGCGUCCGGGGGAAAAGCUGGACCGUAAAGGCUCCAGUAAAUGGAGCGCAGUGGAGACGCAGGUUUCAGAGGAGGAGACCAUGAAGAUGAAGAUGGAGCAGGAGAGGAUCCAGGCCAAGACCCGGGAACUGCGGGAGCGUCAAGCCAGGGAACGGGACUACGCUGAAAUCCUGGACAUUAGCCGCACGUCGGAGAGGGCGUCGGAGGAGGAGCACCCGUACGCCGGCAUCAACCCCCUGAACAGCUCGGUGGACAGCGGGCACAGCCGACCCCACAGCCCCCGGGAGGAAUACCCCCACGUCCAUCCACACCACCAUCAACAACUCUCAGACACCCUGUACACACAAGUCAGCAAGGGCCGCAACGACAGACCUCCAUCUGCAGACAGUAACCGGCUAACCCCUAGCAACCACGACCGGAUACAGAGGCUGAGGCAGGAGUUCCAGCAGUCCCAGAACGUCCCAGAAGACCCCGACGACCGCAGGAGGACGUACAGCUUCGAGCAGCCGUGGUCAAACAACAGCAGUAACGGUCCGGGCGGGUACAGCCAGCCGGGUCGUCACUCGGUGUCCGUCGAGGUUCAGAUGCAGAGGCAGAGACAGGAGGAGAGAGACUCGUUCGCCCAGGCACAACGGCAGUACAGCUCCCUGCCACGGCAACCCAGGAAGAACCCCAGCACCAUCUCCCAGGACUCGUGGGACAAAGCGUACCCGCCGGGCGAGGGCUUCCAGACGGCGAAGGACAACCCCAGGUACUCCAGCUACCAGGGCUCCAGGAACGGCUACCCGGGCGGGGGCGGCGUCAACGCCCGAGUCCUCCUGGAGGCCCAGGAGCUGCUGAGGCAGGAGCAGAGGCGUCGAGAGCAGGAGGCCAAAGGGAAGCUGAUGCAGGAGAGCAGCUAUGAAGGGUACUCCACGGGGCACCUGAAGGACCCCGCGUCUCCAAAAGGGCCCUACCGCCAUGACGUGCCGCCUUCGCCGUCGCAGCUAGCGAGGCUGAAUAGAUUGGGGUCGGAGAAGGGAAGACUUUUUUACUCUUGAGGAGUUUUGUUGGACUGAUGGAAAAGAAAAGCCGGACAGAGAACUGUACACAAACAGCAGGAGUGGACGCUACACAUCUUGACUAAAGGGACGAGCUAGAGGUCAGAUAGCUUAGCGGUGAUCUUAGUGAAGUGUGUGGGUGUUUGUGUACAAUGUUUCACAAUCGAGUGUGUGUGUGUGUCGUGGCUUUACAAAGUGUCCCACGGAUGACUCUUCCAAUCGGUUCACAAAUUCAAAGUUAACAUUCAACCUCCCCCCCCCCCCUCUUUACAAACGCUGCUGGCGUUUCUCUGCAUCCUGUUUUCUUCUCUCCAUGCGGUGUUUUUCUGCUCAGCGAUCUUCGCUCUCUCACUUGAGUACUCCCCCGGGGAGCAGAGGAAACACGGCAAAGUGUAUGAAAGAAGCAGGGCACAGUGUGUGUGUGUGUGUGUGUUAUUAAUAAAAUAAAAAAAAGCCCCCUCCUCAUAAAUGAUUCAUAUCGUGUGUUAUCUCCGUGGAGGAGACCCAGGCAGAGAGAGGGUAGACAGCUCUGAUCCUCUGCCUGGCCCCCCUGCACCGCUCUGGGCUUGAUUCCCUGGCCUGCCCGCCUGUCGGUCUGUCUGGAGCUCUGGCUCCCAUCCUCUCUCUUGUCAUUCUCUCUGUUCAUUACCUUUCAUUUCUUCUACCUCAACACCCCCAACCUUCAUCCUCCUACUGCUUCACACUCAUCUCCCACCUUCCUCUCAUGUCACCCCUCCCCUUCCUCUUCCUCAUCCUCCCCUCCUCCUCCUCCUCCUCGUCUCCCGAGUCAGGCUCUGCACUGAAUUUUUCAUCACAAGCCACCUGCUGCCUGCCAGAGCCAGAGAAAGCUGCCACCAGAGGCAGCGACAGAGGGCCCGGCUUCUGACAAAAAGAGGGGAAUAACAGCAACAACAAAAAAAAAAAAGAUGGGUAGAAACAGACAAUGAGCCUCUCAGUGUGAGAUUAGCUGCAGCUUUUGUCCAGAUUUUAACAAAAGAGUCGCAGAGUUGUCCCAAGUAGUUAAUUGCUUUUAAUUUGCAGUUAGUGCUUUAUGUUUUUUCUGCCCUUUAACACCUGACACUCUUCUUCAGAUUUACAAAAACAGACUGAACUGAUUCUCUCCAAAAGAAAGAGAUUGACAAAAACAUUUCCCAGUGUGUUUCUCUGAAAUCUGUUUCUUUUUUUCUGAUCCCCUUGCAGAGUGUCAAAGCAAAUCUGUGCGUCCUCACAUAAUAUUCAAUGCAAGACGUAAUAGAGUUCACCCUCACCCCGCCCUACUGUGCUGGAAUUCCUCGAUGUUUUCCUACAGAAAGAUUCUCUCCCAGGAGUACAAAGGACUAAUGUUCAUGUCUCAUGUUCAACUCUUGUUUUUCCCGAAAACUAAGUGGGAAGCUUAUGUAGUGUGACAGCCACAGUUUGUAAUGUUUAUGCACCAAAAUCAUAAAUCCAGGUUGAGAUAAUGAGACAUGGUUCUGUUAAAGUAUAUUUAUCGAUCUAUCCAAGAAUCGAACAGCAUUCUCCAUGUCCUGUUUUUUUUUUAUAUCCCCAAGCUUUUCUAGCUGAUUCUAGCAUAAUAGAGCUAGCCAAUCACAGCACAGCAGGGCGGCACUCUGUGGAACUCUUGGAAAAUUUGAGAUAUGCUCCCAAGAAGAUUGAUGACAUAACUGCAGAGCUAGAAAUGAGAGAGCUCAAUAACUGUUGGAGUUAGCUAGCUUGCUAACUGUCACUUUAACGCUAACUGCUGCUCGUUACCUCAGUUGCUGGCAACACAAUCGUUAACACAUUUUGUUUAAAAGACUGUGCUCUGUUUUUAAAAUGGGUGCUCUUUAGAGGGUAGUAAAAAAAACAGCAGCUAAAACUCAGCUAAUGAGCUAAGAUAACGUCCUCUAUUUUGAAUUCUGUGGCAAUUAAUGUGCCAAGAGGGUUUGCUAUUGACCUUCACUUUGGCUUCCUAGGAAUGUAACUUCAUGGUAAACCUUUUUUUAAUUUACACGUUUACUAAGACCCAGUUGGUGAAUCAUCCGAGCGUUGGCUACUGGAUUAAAAUAAUUUCACUGACCUUUCAUAAAUUGACCAUUUCUGGUUCCAAAUGUUGAUGAUAUGGUGUUUAAAUCUUACUCAAAUGUCACAGGGAGAGCAACGUUAUACAUUUCAUAUUCCUCAGAAGUAUUUUGGAGGGUUUAGAAAUCUCAAAACUCAAAAAAAUAGACCAAAGCUUGCUGCAUUUCUGGAAAGUGCUGUGAAUGAACAGAGAGUUAUCUCCUAAUCUGGAUGAACUAACCCUUUAAACCAGUGACCUUUGUGAUUUUAAUAAGGAACCAUGCUGGUCCAUUAUGACAUGCAGGUUUUGACUUCUUUAAUUCCAAUCACACCUUGCAAAUGCUUUUUUUUUUUUUUCUUAUUCAAAAUGGAGGAAUGUAAUCAGCGAAACCAGCUGCUGUACUUGUAGGUCGGGGGAAGAAGACCUUGGGCGUUGAUGACACAUGCUUAAAAAAAAUCACCAGCACAGCAAAGCGGCCCCUCUGCUCUUAAUUGCUGCAGGAGGUGGCAACAGAUCCUCUUUAGUCUCAACCUUCCCUUCUCUGACAUCACCAACGUUUGCGUCUCUGCCUGCAAACGAACAAAUGAGAUCCAGCUGAGGUCGAACUCUGAAAAAAAAAAAAACACACAAAAGGGAAAUACAAAAAAAAAAAAAAAAGAAAUAAAACCUGGCUAUCAUUAAGCAGCGGAACAAACAAACAGGCGGUACGUUAUUGCCCUUCACUCCUACACAACGCAUAUGCAGAGUGAAGCUGCGUGACAUACAUUACCUCCUGUUGGUUAAUGAAGACCCUCGCUGGGAGAGAGACAGGCGUAGUAGGGGUGAUAAAUGAUGAACGGAAAAAGAGUGAAAAGGUGAAGAGAACUGCUUAUUUUUUUUUGUUUUUCCCAGAGAUAAAACUUCACAACACCACUCUGUAUGAAGCUAACGGAAACGACCCUUUUGCAUUAUGUAUGUACCUUGUUGUAAAAAAAACACACUAUGGCCCUUUGGCUCAGUGUGCUUUAAAGUCGAUGAAAAGUGUUACCAAAUAAAGAUACAAAGUGUGUGUCUGUGUGUGUGAGGGGGAGAAAUAACCCUCUCCACUUGGAUUGUUUUUUUUUAAUAGUAAAAGUGUUUUGGUUGUAGCGGCCUGCACUUCCUGCUGUGAACACUAGUGCGUCCGAUCAUGCCGAACUCGCACAUUUUAGAAGGAUGUUUUUUUUUUUUUUUUUGGACCUGUGCUGUAAACUUUACGGACGUCACUGUUCAGCUAGUUUAGUUACGGAGGGUCUGAUAUCGACAAGUGCCUGAAAUAAUAUAAAAAUGUUACACAAGAAGAGACAGGAUGUGAUUUGUUUGUCGGUGACACUACAGCACACGCACUACGAUGUGUGUGUGUUUUUUAAACGUUUUUAAUAUCAUUGUAUUAAAAUGUCAUUUUUAAGGGGUACUCCUUCCUGAAGCUUUUUUUUUUUUUUUUUUUUUUAAACGUUAUUUACAAGAGCCAACACUUACAAGCGGUUAUCAGUGUAUUUGUAUUCCCGUUUGACAUUGCCUUCAACCAUGCUGUACCAUGACGUGUUUUAAAGUAGAAGAAGAAAAAUGGACGCUGAUGUGCAAUUUGUUUUUGUUCAGUUUUUUUUGUUUUUUUCAGAAAACUUUUACAUGGUAUAUUGAGAAAUGUAUACAGCCACUUUUCCUGUACAUAUCAAAUUUAGAAUAAAGCGGAAGGCUGUUCCAUCCUGUUUACAACCUC